AUGACGGUUGAAGUGGCGACGGAGGGUGAUGUGAUCGAAGUGGUGAAGUAUGCUAACGAACAACAAAUCCCAUUCCUGGCUGUCAACAACGCUCAUGGUGCGAUUACCACGGUCGGUCGAGUGAAAAACGGAAUUAUGAUAUGGAUGCGCCAACUCGAUUCGGUCCAAGUUGGAGAAGAUGGCCAUACAGCGACUUUUGGCGGAGGCAUCCUAGACAAGGCUGUCACAGACGCACUCUGGGCCGUAGGAAAGCAGACAGUGACUGGGGGGUGCGAAUGUGUGAGCGUGAUAGGACCUGGGUUAGGCGGCGGCCAUGGCUUGUUGCAGGCGCGACACGGUCUGGUUUCGGAUCAGUUCGUCUCCCUAAAUAUGGUCAUGGCAGACGGCACCCUUGAAAUUAUUGACCAUACCCAUGAGCUUUGGUGGGCAUUGCGAGGAGCUGGGCACAAUUUUGGGAUAGUGACGUCGAUUACUUCGAGGAUCUACGACACCAAAUACCCAACAUGGGCCUUCCAAAACUUCACUUUCACUGGAGAUAAAGUGGAAGCACUCUAUUCCAACAUCAACGAGCAUCUACUGAGGAACGGCACGCAACCGACGGAUCUCUUUCACUAUUCCUUCUUCUCAAAGAAUGCUGCUAUCGAUGCAGACAGCCCCGCGAUAUUCUUCUACAUCCUGCAGGAAGGUGUAGACGCCGUCCGAGAAGCCGUCGUUGCCCCAUUUCUAGCCCUUGAACCCUUCGCGACGUUCAAGGGCAGUGGGGACUACCCAGAGCUACCCGGGUGGAUAGGUUGGGCGAAUGCUGCUGCAACUUGCCAGAAUUCCGGCCUCGCCAAUACUCGAUUCCCGAUCGAACUUCAGAAGUACAAUGUCAUUGCUCAGCGACGUGUGCAUGACCUCUUGAGAUCCACGAUGAAUGAAGUACCAGCCCUGAACAGGUCCAUCAUCCUUUUCGAAGGCUAUUCGCAGCAGGGUGUCAAAGCUAUACCUAGCCAGGACUCGGCAUAUCCUUUCCGUGGCAGCAACCUCCUCGUCUCUCCCGUCGUCAGGUUCAACGAAAAUGGAGAAGAACUCACAAGAAAGGCGAAGACCUUGGGUGAGGCGCUUCGGGACAUCCUUCAUGAAGGUGAAGACAAUCGCCAUAAUAUCAAGCGUACUUAUGUCAACUAUGCAUUCGGCACCGAGAGCGUCGAAGAAAUCUACGGUAAUGAGUUUUGGCGCCAGGAGAAACUGUUAGCUCUGAAGAAAAAGUAUGAUCCGGAUGGAAAGUUUAGUUUCUAUGCGCCCAUUUCAUGA
Didymosphaeria variabile is the source of this 1296-nucleotide messenger RNA. RefSeq lists its product as uncharacterized. NCBI's taxonomy places the organism in Eukaryota, Fungi, Ascomycota, Dothideomycetes, Pleosporales, Didymosphaeriaceae. The record is from RefSeq and is a predicted model, not a curated record. Gene Ontology annotation, molecular function: oxidoreductase activity; FAD binding. The transcript is spliced from 3 exons. Bases 1 to 1296 code for a protein of 431 amino acids.